Messenger RNA from Penicillium paradoxum, 1068 nucleotides. RefSeq lists its product as uncharacterized. NCBI's taxonomy places the organism in Eukaryota, Fungi, Ascomycota, Eurotiomycetes, Eurotiales, Aspergillaceae. Bases 1 to 1068 code for a protein of 355 amino acids. The record is from RefSeq and is a predicted model, not a curated record. The transcript has a single exon.
AUGCCUUUCUCAAGCAUCACGUCCAUGUUAUGGGACUUGGUGGAUGAAUACCCCCAGUCCAGUUCAAGCCCAAGGCAUACACCACAUCGACAUCAUGUCGAUACAGAAGCAAAUAGCCAAAGGCAAACCCUCAGAAGAACAGCUCAGGAGACCAAGGACGUUCUCCCAGUUCUCUUGAACCGCCUCAACACCACUAAUGAGGCCCACGAAUCCCAUAAAAUAUCGUCGAAUUCUCUCAAUGGCUUACACCCCGACAACUGCCCCCGCUUCCCAUCGCCCGCAACAAUCAAAGUCAUCAACGACGAUACCCUCAAUGUUGCCGUCAGACUGUUUCAGUCUACGCGCACACACCAUGUCGAUGCAAGUUUUCCGAGCCCCCGCCCAAUAAUCAUCAACUUCGCCAGCCACCGAAAACCAGGCGGGGGUUGGCUGAACGGCGCCAUGGCACAGGAGGAAUCAAUUUGCUAUCGCAGCUCUUUAGCGCUAAGCCUCCACACCAGAGAUUAUCCGCUGGCUCUCAGCGAGUCGAUCUACAGCCCCUACGUCCUGGUCAUGCGGAGUGACCUGGACUCCGGGCACACUCUCAUGGCGCCCUCUGCCCCGCUAGAGGAUCUUCCCGUUGUCAGCGCGAUCACCAUCGCCGCUCUCUAUCGACCUGUCCUUCGGACGCUAGUGCUGAGAGAUCCCCAGAAGCAGCGCCGUGGCCAGGGUUCACGUUCACAUCACAGCUCAUCUUCUCACCACGGCUUACCUUCCCCUUCCUCUUCCCGUCGUCAUACCCAGCAGGUGUUUGCACGCGACAAGGAUCGCAACCUUACCAAAGCCAAAAUGAGGCUGGCGCUUCGUAUUGCGGCGACCUAUGAGCAUGGACUGUUGGUUCUCGGGGCCUUGGGUUGUGGGGUUUUUGCGAAUCCCCCUGGUGAGGUUGCGCACUGCUGGCUCGAGGUCUUGAAAGAGGCUGAGUUUUCCGGUAACUGGUGGCGUGAGGUGUGCUUUGCUGUCUAUGACCCGAAUAAUGAAGGUAAUUUCGCGAUCUUCGAGCAGGUGUUGGCUGGGAAGAAGGUUUAG